AUGUCUAUGGAUUUCUCUACUUUGGCUCAGCAAUUCACUGAGUUUUAUUACAACCAGUUUGACACUGACAGAACUCAGUUAGGAAACCUGUACAGGGAUCAAUCCAUGCUAACCUUUGAAACCUCGCAAUUACAAGGUGCUAAGGAUAUUGUUGAGAAGUUGGUAUCUUUACCAUUCCAGAAAGUUUCCCAUAGAAUUACAACGUUAGAUGCUCAACCUGCGUCUCCAAAUGGCGAUGUUUUGGUGAUGAUUACAGGUGAUUUGUUAAUUGAUGAUGAGCAAAAUCCACAAAGAUUUUCCCAAGUUUUCCACUUGAUGCCAGAGGCUAACUCAUACUAUGUAUUCAAUGAUAUUUUCCGUCUAAACUAUUCAGCUUGA
Messenger RNA from Eremothecium cymbalariae DBVPG#7215, 378 nucleotides. RefSeq names its product Ran GTPase-binding protein NTF2 (gene NTF2). Gene Ontology annotation, cellular component: nuclear pore central transport channel. Gene Ontology annotation, biological process: protein import into nucleus. The coding region runs from base 1 to 378 and encodes 125 amino acids. The transcript has a single exon. NCBI's taxonomy places the organism in Eukaryota, Fungi, Ascomycota, Saccharomycetes, Saccharomycetales, Saccharomycetaceae. The record is from RefSeq and is a predicted model, not a curated record.